AUGCUGUCGCGAUCUCCUGCUUUAAGGGCUACCCGGGCUAAGCCCAAGAAUAUCAUUAUUCCCGGAUAUGGCUCGCUACACGCUGGCUCGCGACGGCUCCGAUGCAGAGCGCCAACUCUCACGAAUCCCCAGUUCAGCACCAAAAGUACAGCAAAUGCAGCCGAUUCUCUCAAAUCAAUACGCCACUCCGGUCGCACUCCGAAUACCUACAAAUCAGGACACUUUGUGACGGGACAACGGUACUUCUCUUCAGCUAAAGAAGCAGACUCGAAAACGGAGCCCGAUGAUGCGCUCUACGCACUGAUUGAUAAAAUCAACACCACAGAGGCUGAAAUACUGGAAUUACUCGAUGAGCUCGACCUAACAGAUGAGUACUCUGGGUCAGGUUCUUCCACCCAAGAAGUUCUUGAUGAAGCCUCAAACAAAGCUGCCUACCACGUCGAGGAGCAGACAGCGGAAGAACGAGUUCACCAGGCUAGACAAGCCUUCGGCGACACCUUACCGGAUGGAUACCUGAACGAAGAGGAGACGCUUCUGUACAGUCGGUUGUAUGGUGAACCCAUAAAUCUCCCUGAACACGAGAGUGAAGUGGAGGGGAAACAAGACGAGGCGGAUCGGCUUUUCCGUGACGAUGGUGUAGGAGGAUGGGAAGAAGUUCCUUACGAUGCGACUGAGACACAAAAUGAUUGGCCAGUUGUCUACGAUAUGGAGGCGCCUCCGAUUGAGGAAACUGCGGCCAUGCAGCGAACUCGAGAAGUAGCGGAGCAACUGGGUGCCGAGAUAAUGCUAGAAACUUUGGAGGAACAAGAGGCCGAGGGCUCUUCGCCACGCCUUCACCCGUUAACAAGGCAGGGGAAAUUUGCGACAGACCCGUACACUGUAUUCCCACCGAAAGAUACUGUGACUGGCCCCAUUUCCGCCAUUCUUUCAGAGUUCUCCAAUAAACAUAUCGCAGAAGCAGCUCAUAAAGCAUUUGGGGGCAAGCUCCUUCCUCAGUCUACCAGGACUGCGCCUGCUCACGCUCAGGAGCCACAAGAGGCUAUCGGCUUAAGCGCAUCCCAGCGUUUCAUGUCGGAAAUGGAGGCCAAUGCCUACAUGGCUGUCCUCUAUCCCGGGAUGUAUGCAUCGACAUUGAGUGUGUUGACUGAGGUUCGGAAGCGCCUGGGCUCUGAUUGGCUACGCUCAUUGAUUUCGCAAGAGGGUGGGCCAAAUGUUCUUGACGCUGGAGCUGGUGGUGCAGCCAUUCUGGCAUGGAGAGAUGUUCUCCGAGCUGAGUACGAGCUCAUGGUUCCGGAUCAUCCCACGUCGGAUCCUUAUCCUCUGGGAAGAUCAACUGUUCUCACAGGAUCAGACCCUCUUCGUCUACGGGCUAGUUUAAUGCUCGAAAACACAACCUUCCUCCCUCGACUGCCUGACUAUAUUCACACGCGGGACAGCCCGACUGUUCAUGACAGUCGACCGCCAAAACGAAAACAGUUUGACCUCGUCAUUGCUCCUUACGCUCUAAUGAACUUUAGCGAAGAAUAUGAGCGGAAGGAAUACGUUGAGAAUCUGUGGCAGCUCCUAAAGCCGAACGGCGGUGUUCUGGUCCUAAUGGAAAAGGGACACCAGAAAGGGUUUGAAGCGAUUGCCGGAGCUCGCGAGAUGUUGCUAAAGCGCUAUAUUUCAAGCCCAGGCUCAACAGAGUAUGACGCACUCACCGAGUCAGCCGGCGACGACAGGAAGGUCCAGAAAGAACCCGGCAUGAUUGUCGCUCCUUGCACCAACCACGAGAGAUGCCCCAUGUAUCACACCGACGGCCACGCCAAGGGCCGAAAAGACUACUGCCAUUUCGAACAAAGGUACAUCCGUCCAACCUUUCACCAGCGCAUAAUCGGUGCCAAGGACCGUAAUCACGAGGAUCUGAAGUUCAGUUACGUUGUUGUUCAACGUGGCGUUGAUCUUCGCCAGACAGAGCAUAUUGUGCAAGGCUCCCAAGCCACAGACGCCGCAUUCGAGGGUUACGAACACCUAAACGAAGCAGGCGAAGUAGCUGAAGCUGAAGAGGUGGCGCGCACCGAAGUCGAAACACCUGAGCCUCUCUCCCCUGCCCCUGAGACAAAAUUCCAUGCCCUCUCCCUUCCGCGAGUCCUCUACCCACCCAUGAAACGACGAGGUCACGUCAUCUUCGACAUGUGCACGCCGGCCGGGAAAAUCGAACGCUGGACCGUUCCCCGGUCAUUCAGUCGCCGAGCCUUUAAGGAUGCUCGCAAAGCCAGGUGGGGAGACCUUUGGGCUCUCGGAGCAAAGACUAGGAUUCCCAGGAACUUGAAACUCGGCGAUAAGAGGGGCGAAGGGAAGAAGGAGCGGUUGGCGAGACGUGCCGCCGAAAGGAGUGAUUUCCAGGAAGGAGAAGGAAACUUGGACGAUUUGGAUGAGUAUGUUGAGGGUCGUCCCUCACAUUCACAUCUCGAUAUAGCUAAUCUGAUGCGGGAGAAAGGGGAGAAGAAGAUCCCUAGUUGGAAGAAACAUGCGGAAAAUAAGAGGCUGAGGCACGCGAGUAGGAAGAUCGCUCGGGAGAGUCUUUAGUGCCGGAUCAUGAUAUGCAUCUUUGGGAAACUCUGGGUUUGACGGAGUGGGAAUUGUGGGCGUCGUUGGCGCUAUCUAUCUAUUCGAGCUGUACAGCACGGUUUUGUGUUACAUUGUAAAAUAGGCGCAAGGCAAAAAACUGUAUAAUAGGCAUGAAAUCUCC
This is a messenger RNA of Aspergillus nidulans FGSC A4, 2731 nucleotides long. RefSeq names its product tRNA methyltransferase RSM22. The record is from RefSeq and is a predicted model, not a curated record. Bases 1 to 2568 code for a protein of 855 amino acids. The transcript has a single exon. Gene Ontology annotation, molecular function: methyltransferase activity. Gene Ontology annotation, cellular component: mitochondrion. NCBI's taxonomy places the organism in Eukaryota, Fungi, Ascomycota, Eurotiomycetes, Eurotiales, Aspergillaceae. Gene Ontology annotation, biological process: translation.